Molecule: messenger RNA, 2482 nt
Organism: Rhopalosiphum maidis (corn leaf aphid)
Lineage: Eukaryota; Metazoa; Arthropoda; Insecta; Hemiptera; Aphididae
Product: microprocessor complex subunit DGCR8-like
Exons: 11
Coding region: 937-2337 (466 amino acids)
Biological process (GO): primary miRNA processing
Cellular component (GO): microprocessor complex
Molecular function (GO): primary miRNA binding; double-stranded RNA binding; heme binding
Source: RefSeq, a predicted model, not a curated record
ACUUGUAAAAGAGUACAUAGUUUAGUUGUGUAAUUUGUAUGUAUUGCGAAAUGUACUAAUAUGCUCCAGUCAGAGUGUUCAGACAGAUGAUUAUUGAGUGUUAUAUGUUGCUUCAAUUAGUUCAAUUGGCUAUUGACAAUUUUGCUCAACCGCUGAAUCCUCAACGCCUAUAGCCUUGUCACUUUGUCAGUUGUCGACUGUGGCUUAUGGCGCAAGUGUGUUUUUAGCGUUUUUGCUUUGUUGGUUGAAGUUAACUUAUUGAGUUUCUGACAUUCUCCAAGACGUCGAUAAUUUAUACCGUAAUUUUUACCUGAAUUUUAUUAUUUAUACCACCGAUUGCUGAACAACAAUUUUUUUAUUAGCUAUUAACAAGACGUAGUAAACUAGUGAGUAUCUACUAGUUACUCCCUGCUUACCUUUAAAACAGUUCUCUUAAAUACACUGUACAGACAUAAAUCUUAAUCGUGAACAUUUUAUAAUAAUAUUAAUAGUCAUGAUAACAUUUUCACUGUAAAUCACGUCAAUCACGAUAUUGAAUAACUAAUAACUUAUAUUGAAUUAAGAAGUUAUUAUUAAUUCUAUUGUACAAUUUUGCUUAAAACUUCCCUAAUUUUCCAACGUGAUAAGUUUAAUAUCGUAUUAAUUGCUAUUAACAGAAAACAGUACAUAUUAUUACCACCGUACCACUGUUCGUAGUAUAAAAUCAAAAUACUAACACAUUUAGUAUUAAUUUGUUGUGUGUCUAGUCUUAAGAUAGGUGUCUGUACGUCGUGCGUCAACUAUCGUUUGUACUGUGCAACAAUUUUUAUAUCGCAGCUAAUCUUAGUUAACGCUGUCGUAUUGACACCUUUCGUACAUACGAUAAGUUUGCUGACAAAUUCACUAUUGCCAAUCUGUGAAAUAUUCCUGGUAACACAUUAUUCAUCUUGCUCACUGAUGAUGUCUGAGACCAACAGCUCCAGUUCCAGAGAAGAAAAUACAAAUAUCGAAUCCAUGUCAAAUAUAUUUGAAUGUGAUGAUCAGCAGCAGACUACAAUUUCUACUGAUAAUGUAACUGUGAAACUUGAAAAUGAAAAUACUGAAGCAACUUCUGAGGUUGGGUCUAUAACAUAUGAGUUAGAUGAAAAUGGAUGUAUUGAUGAAGAUUUACCAGAAGGAUGGAUAAAAUGUAAGCAUGACAGUGGUAUGCCAGUUUAUUUAAAUGAAGAAAUGAAAGUUUGUUCAUUUUCCAAACCAUAUUUUCUUGGAGUUAACAGCCUCAAGAACCAUAAAAUUCCAGUGGCAAAUAUUCCUUGUUUAGAUUACAAACUUAAAUUAGAAAAAACGAAUAAAGAAAAAUACCCUGUAACAUUAAGCCAUGAACAGUAUCGAGAAUAUUGCAGUAAAAUAUUUAAAUUCAAAAAUAUUAAAUUUAUGAGAUUUAGUUCUUGGGAUAAACGACGUGAAUAUAUUAGAAUGGUAAAAGCUGAUCGAAGACGUAAAGAUCUUCCAAAAUUAAAAGACAAGUCUCAUUUAAUGUCAUUUCCAGUUCAAGAACCAGAUGUUAAAAAUGAUUGUAAUACAUCCAAUCCUGAUGAUCAAUGGACUAUUAAUCUAAAUGGUAAAAGCUAUGUUAGCAUAUUGCACGAAUACAUUCAACGUGUACUCAAGACACAGCCGUCAUAUGAGUUUAAAGAACUUGAGAAUGCUAGGUAUCCUUACUUAGCCACAGUAAUCUUAGAUGGCAUGCAAUAUGGUAUUGGUAUUGGUUCAAGCAAAAAACAAGCUAAACUUGAUGCUGCUAGAGCUACACUAGAAAUAUUAUUACCAUCUGUGAAAAACCAUAUCCAAAUUAACCGUAGACAUGCAAUGAAUGAACGUCAAGGUUGUAGUAAUUUUGAUGGAGAUGUACUUUUUGAUAAACUAAACAUUAAAGACUCUAGAAUACCAGAAUUUUGUGCUCAAGCAGCUGAAUCUAUGCCAUAUGAUAUGUUGCAGAUUUGUGUAAAAAGAAAUUUUGGUGAAGACGCUAAUGUAAAGUGUGAAAUGCAAAGUAUGCAAAGUGGAUCUGAUUCUGAAAUUUUUUAUCGUUGUACCAUGACUGUUAAGGAACAUUCUGCCACUGUUAUUUGUAAAAAUAAACGUGAAGGACGUCAAAAAGGAGCUCAAGCUCUAUUAAAGGUGCUACACCCUCAUAUUAAGUACUUUGGGUCUUUAUUAAGAUUGUACAGCCAUCAAAACGUUGGAAGUGGUUGUGAGAAAAAACUAGAUGAACCUGGAAAUCAAAGCCCAAAGCCUAGGAGUGGUCCAAAUUAUGAAAUACUUAAAAAACUGAGAGCAGAAAUGUCCAAACUUUAAUUAAGUAAUAGAAAUAAAAGUUGUAUAAAUUGACAAACAAUAGGUUAAGUUAUGCCAAAAAAUAAUUUUAGUGUAGAAUUUUAUGUAUUUUUAAUUCGCUUAUGACGCUAACAGAUUUAAAUCAAUAAAGACUAUAAUACAAUCA